Molecule: messenger RNA, 536 nt
Organism: Postia placenta MAD-698-R-SB12
Lineage: Eukaryota; Fungi; Basidiomycota; Agaricomycetes; Polyporales; Adustoporiaceae
Exons: 3
Coding region: 137-328 (63 amino acids)
Source: RefSeq, a predicted model, not a curated record
GCACACAUGCGUACAGGAACGCUGAACGGACGCCGUCUUCUGGUCUCAUAUAGUCUCGUACCCAGACCCUCCAGUUCUGCAACUCGCCAUCGCGAGUGUCGGACUGGAUGGUCUACACGGGACUUAAACUGCCACGAUGUUCCUCCCCACUUUGACAUGCUUUCACGCUGGAAGCGGCAGCGCUAGGGAAAAGACCACGGCGAGCUAUUACAACUGCGCGAUAUGUAAAGAUCACCUUAUGGAAACAAACCUCGUUCACAAUGCGUUCAAUCAUGAACCAUUGCACACUGGACAGCAUUCUACGAUCAUGAUCGGUGAUCGACUAUAAUACUUGUCUCUAGCGGCGGAGGAAUUGCGGCUAUUGCCCGAGUGUAGCACGCACUCACGUCUAUUAUACAGCACUCUCAAGUGCGAAAGUAUGAGGCGCUAUCAAAGAAGGGAGUAUAAUAGCUACGAUGCUCAUUAAUCAUAGGAUGUACCGUACACCGUUUCUGUCGCAUCUGUAACAUUAGACAAUGUUAUCGUAUUACCAUUGA